Molecule: messenger RNA, 2025 nt
Organism: Penicillium longicatenatum
Lineage: Eukaryota; Fungi; Ascomycota; Eurotiomycetes; Eurotiales; Aspergillaceae
Exons: 3
Coding region: 1-2025 (674 amino acids)
Source: RefSeq, a predicted model, not a curated record
AUGGCUGACGAGGAGGAGCGCAUUAAAGCUGAGAAGCUGGCCGCUGCCAAGAAAAGAGUGGCCCAGCUCCAGAAACAGAAGAAAAAGGCCAAUAAGAAGGCCUCGCCCGACACAGAAGCCCCUAAAGAUACAGAGCCAAUUAAGGCGCCCGAAGCUGCUGCGACCGAAGAGACUGCAGAGAUAGCAGACAGCCCAUCAGCAGAUGCCCACCCCGCCGAGGAGAAGCCGCGGGAAGACGCCAUCACAGAGACCAGCACGGAGCAGCCGACCGAUGCGGAACCAGUAGCAGCUGAGCCAGAAGCGCAAGAAAAGCGCAACGAAUCCACCGAGUCCUCAACGGAACCCAUGCCUCCGGCGCCCGGCUCCCCAGACCCAGACGCAGAGCCACAACCAGCUCGACUGGAUACCCCGCGAGCGGGCCACAGCCGCGCGCCAUCCUUGUCAAUCCAAUCGAAGAUGCGCUCGUCAUCUUUCCGCAAGACGUCCGUGUCUCAAGGCAGUCACUCACCUUCUCCAAUAAAUCUUAAAUCGCCCCCGCCAUCACUACCGCCCCUGACUGGUGAUGGAGAUUCGGUGCACGAAGUGUUCCGGAAACAAUCGACGCGGAUUGAAGAUCUGGAGAAGGAUAAUAAGCGCAUGGAGAAUGAGUUGAGUGAAACUACGGCGCGCUGGCGAAAGACAGAAGAUCAACUAGAGGAUCUUCGGGAAGCCAGCGUAGACGCUGUAGAGCUGCGAGAGAAAUUGAAGGAGGCGGAGGAGAAGGUCGCUAGUAUUGAGUCACUGAAGGAGGAAAUUGCCUCGCUCCAACGACAAAACUCACAGCUUCAGUCCCGAUCACACCGCAAUAAUUCCAGCGCUGUCCCUGGAAAAUCAGAGUCACCUCCAGCUGACCUUGUGCGCCAGCUGGAGUCCAAAUCGACUACAAUUGAGGCUAUGGAGCUAGAAAUUUCGAACUUGCGGGCCCAAAUAAACUCCCAGUCGACUUCUAACAGUGCGCAUGAGACCCAGCUCGCGGCACUGGAAGAGAAGGUCGCCCAAGGCCAAAGUGCCCUUGAAAAGUCUCAAAGUGAGUUGGCAGACGCCAAGCAAGCGUUGACGCGGGCCUCGGAGAAAGCCGUGAAAGAAGGCGUGGACAAGACAUCCACCGAGACCCUGAUCAAGACCCUCGAGCGAGAUAUCGAGGGUCUCAAGAAUGAAAAGACCGAGGCCGACAAGAAGAUUGAAACGCUGGAGAAGAAACUUCAGGCCAUGGGCAACCUGCACAAAGAAUCAGAGACCCGUCAUCAGACCAGGCUCCGCGAAAGCGAGAAAUCUGAAAAGGAGACGGCUGUGCUCCGUAAGAAACUGGCCAGCAUUGAGAAUGAGAACCUCCGGCUCCGCGAGGAGCUUGAUCGCAUGAAGAAACGCGAUGCUGGAGGAACAGAUGACGACGCCUUAGACGAGCUUGAGGAUGAAGAACGCCAGCGCCUCGAGCGCCGUAUCCGUGAGUUGGAAGGCGAAAUCUUCGACCUCCGCCGCGGGGUCUGGGAAGAAAGGCGCCAUGAACUCACAGGUCAGCCUUUCUCCGAUGAGAACCCUGAGCACUCCGCCGGUGAUGCCGCAGCCAACGCCUUUGACGACGUUGAUCUUGUCGGUGGCCGUCCGGACCACGCCCGCCGCCGUAGCAUGGCACACCAGCAACAGCAUUCCUCUUUCUCCACUGUACUAUCAAGUGGUUUUGCCGCGUUCACAGGUGGCAGCAGCCCCAACCGCGCCCGCGCCGGCUCCUCUAACCCGCCUCACCCGCAUGGUCCCGCAACGCGCGGUAGUCUAGAACUGCUUUCCGAAGAGAAUCUGGAAGACGAGUUCGAUGAAGCUGAGUUUAGACGUGCCCAGGCCGAAGAAGAAGCGCGCAAGCGUGUCGAAUGGGUUCGUGAAAUCAAGCGCAAGCUUCGCGACUGGAACUCCUGGCGCUUGGACUUGGUUGACAGUCGUGCUGGUGCUGCGGGUGCCGGCGUUGGAAUGGGGGAGAUCUUUGAAGUUUAG